GUGCAACAAGCCAGAUUGUCAGUAUACACGCGUGCACGUUGCGAGUAGUGCAUGCUGGGAGCAGUUCUCCUGCUCCGGGCUCGACUGAAGCGACUGAACAUCUGGAUUGUUAUUAUUAUUAUUAUUAUUAUUGACUGACGCUUUUUUUUUUUCCUUUUCUUGUCAAUUUUGACUGUCAUUCGUCUUGAGAAGUCACGCGCCAGCCAACAAUAAUGUCCGGGGGUCCUCAGGAAGUGAACAAGCUCACCGAGCUAACUUAUAAGAAUGUCAUGGACCAGUUCAACCCGAGUCUGAGGAACCUGGUCAAUCUGGGAAAGAGUUAUGAGAAGUCAGUCACAGGCAUGACCCUUGCCGGGAAGGCUUACUUUGAUGCCAUCACAAAGAUAGGAGAGAACGCUACCCUGUCUCCAGUUUCAAGGGAACUUGGUAUGGUUCUGAUGGAGAUUGCAGAUGUCCAUAGGAAGGUCCAUUUUGAGCUGGAGCAAAAUUUCAAGAGAUUCCACCGAGAGGUUCUUAUUGAGCUGGAAAAGAAGACAGAAAUGGAUGUGAAGUACAUGAAUGCCACAUUCAAACGCUACCAGUCAGAACAUAAGCAGAAGCAGGACUCCCUGGACCGUUCGCAGACUGACCUCAAGAAGCUGAGGAGGAAAAGUCAAGGCAAGAAUGUGUCCAAGUAUGAGGUCAAGGAGAAUGAGUACAUGGAGACCAUCUCAUCGCGCCAGAUGGACAUACAGAAGUUCAUCGCUGAUGGCUGUAGAGAAGCUCUGCUGGAAGAAAAACGCCGCUUCUGUUUCCUGGCGGACAAACAUUGCAUGUUCUCUUAUCACAUUAGUAACUUCCACGAUAAAGCAAAAGAUAUGGUGAACGAGAAGCUCCCCAGUUGGCAAGAGAUGUGCUGUGACGUCAGUAAGGUGCCUGACUCAGUCAGACACAUGAUAGACGGACUUUCCAUCAAUCCAGAGCAGUCUCUGCUUUCUGAACGCUACAACAGGAACAGCGUCGAGUCAGUGGUACCACCUCCUGCACCCCCACUGAAGGCCCACACUAGCCCACUCGCAAACAUGUUCAACCCCGAACCCAGAUCUCCUAUCACUUCAUCUUUAGAGAAUCACUCAGACCAGGGCAGCUUCAACGAGGACAGUUUGCCCCGGCCAACGUCCCAGUUCUCGGGUCUCAACAUGACGAAAAAGCCUCGCGUCAGGACCGUCUUUCCCCACUUGGCGGGAAACAACAGCACCCUCCUCAGUUUCGACGAGGGCGACAUGAUCACCUUGCUCGUUAAGGAAGAGAAGGACGGCUGGCUUUACGGCGAGUUGGAGAAGACUCGGCAACGUGGUUGGUUCCCCUCAUCCUACUGCAGACCUUACGCCGAGCCUCACAUAUCUAAUAGCAGCAAUUUAGGGUCACCUUUUCGAAGUCCGAGCGUUACCAGUCUGGCCGAGCUGGAUGAGGAGGAGCCCGUGUUGCUGCCGCCGCCGGACUACUCGGACGACUUCCCCUCCAGCACGAUGAUCCAGUCAUUGUCAUCGCCACAGAACAUGGUUUCUUUAGUAAAUGGGACGGCAAAGGCUCCUUUUCUUGGAGGAGGGAAUCCUUUUGCGACAGUAAAGCUGAGACCCACUGUCACCAAUGAUCGAUCAGCACCAGUCAUCUAAAAAAACAAACCAGUCCAGGGGAAGCAUGGUCGCCCUGCACCCCUGCCCGAAAACUGUACCCCAACUCGACACCUCACCUCACCAGCCUGCAAGAGUCCUUUCAAGCGAUCGUAACGCAUUGUUUAUUCAUCCGGUCUGUAUUUGAAAAUAGUACUCAUAAUGAAAAUACCUGCAAUGAAUUGCAUCCAUGAAAAAUCAGUUUUUUCUCAAACGACUGAAUGAGAGAAAAUCCAAAUAUCUUUAGCGUUUAUGUCCCCCAGACAAAGUUUUCUAAAUGACAGUUUGUUGUUUUUAUGUGGCCAUUUUUUAAGCCAAUCUCUGCUCUCGUAUAUGUCAAAUAAAAAAACUUUUAUCUGCCGGUUGCUUUAGAGGAAAAAUGUGUUUUUGCAGAAGAAACUGAGGGCGAGCAUUAUCCCCAAAUCACUCGAGGUUUUUUUUAUUAUUAUUCUCUGUGCUGCAGUUAUUGCAGUGAUAAAUGUUUGUUUUGCCUUGUUCCUGACAAAACUGCCCAGUAAACAGAAAUUGUCUUCCUAACUUACAGAAAAAAGAAAAAACAAACAAAGAAAACAUUCACAUUUCUAUUUUUUAAUAUAUUCAGUAUUGUCUUCUCUUUUUAAUUUAAAAAAAAAGAUGAGGUUGUGAGAAUGAAGGGAGGGUGCUGUAUUAAUAAAGGAUUUGUCCUUUGAAAGACAGCAAUCUGAAAUAAGAUUUUAUAUUUAUAAGCAGAAUGUUUGUAGGAGAUAUUUAAAUAUAAUGUACGGCAUAUGUCCACGAUGUGCUCAAGCCGAGCUUGGUUUUGCUUUGACUGCCAGUGUUUUAAAUGGAUAACAUUUUGAUGAAGGGAAUAUUUUUCACGCUUUGUGAUUUGGGCAGGUGUGCAGUUUAUGCAAUAUGUUAAUGACGUUCCUCACUGGUUGACAUUUACGUUGUUUAAUAUAUCAGGUCAUAAUUUUGAAAUGUACAGAUGAGAUUCUGUGAGAUCAACUUUUCUUUGGUCACGCAUUUGCUUUACAGAAUGUGUAUUCUAUGAUGGAUAAGUGAUCGGUUAUUCUUCCGUGCCACGUUCAGUGUACCCUGUCAUUGUCUUCAUAAUGUAGCCUUUUUUUCCUAAAUAAAAACAUGAUACAGUGGACAUA
This is a messenger RNA of Syngnathoides biaculeatus (alligator pipefish), 2791 nucleotides long. RefSeq names its product BAR/IMD domain containing adaptor protein 2 like 1a (gene baiap2l1a). Gene Ontology annotation, cellular component: nucleoplasm; cytosol. Gene Ontology annotation, biological process: plasma membrane organization; actin crosslink formation; positive regulation of actin filament polymerization. The transcript has 14 exons. The record is from RefSeq and is a predicted model, not a curated record. Gene Ontology annotation, molecular function: protein binding. Lineage: Eukaryota; Metazoa; Chordata; Actinopteri; Syngnathiformes; Syngnathidae. Bases 213 to 1655 code for a protein of 480 amino acids.